Molecule: messenger RNA, 2667 nt
Organism: Loxodonta africana (African savanna elephant)
Lineage: Eukaryota; Metazoa; Chordata; Mammalia; Proboscidea; Elephantidae
Gene: PDE8B
Product: phosphodiesterase 8B
Exons: 22
Coding region: 1-2667 (888 amino acids)
Biological process (GO): signal transduction
Molecular function (GO): 3',5'-cyclic-AMP phosphodiesterase activity
Source: RefSeq, a predicted model, not a curated record
AUGGGCUGCGCCCCCAGCAUCCACGUCUCGCAGAGCGGCGUGAUCUACUGCCGGGACUCGGACGAGUCCAACUCGCCCCGCCAGACCACCAGCGUGUCGCAGGGCCCCGCGGCACCUCUGCACGGCCUCUUCGUCCAGACCGACGCCGCCGACGCCAUCCCCCCGAGCCGCGCAUCCGGACCCCCCGGCAACGCCCGCGUCCGCAGGGCCCGCGCCGAGCUGGGCAGCGGCGGCAGCAGCAGCAGCGCGGGCUCCGCAGCCCCCGCCGCGACCACCUGCAGGGGCCGGAGUCGACACUGCUGCAGCAGCGCUGAGGCCGAGACUCAGACCAGCUACACCAGCGUCAAGCAGGCUUCUUCUGCGGAGGUACGCAUUGGGCCCAUGAGACUGACACAGGACCCUAUCCAGGUUUUGCUGAUCUUUGCGAAGGAAGAUAGUCAGAGUGACGGAUUCUGGUGGGCCUGUGACAGAGCCGGCUACAGGUGCAAUAUCUCUCGGACUCCGGAGUCAGCCCUUGAGUGCUUUUUAGAUAAGCACCAUGAAAUUAUCGUUAUUGAUCACAGGCAAACUCGAAACUUUGAUGCAGAAGCUGUGUGCAGGUCAAUCCGGGCCACAAAUCCCUCCGAGCACACGGUGAUCCUUGCGGUGGUUUCACAAGCAUCGGGUGACCAUGAAGAGGCCUCUGUCCUUCCACUUCUCCAUGCUGGCUUCAACAGGAGAUAUAUGGAGAAUAGCAGCAUAAUUGCUUGCUAUAAUGAACUGAUUCAAAUAGAACAUGGGGAAGUUCGCUCACAGUUCAAACUACGGGCCUGUAAUUCAGUGUUUACAGCAUUAGACCACUGUCAUGAAGCCAUAGAAAUAACAAGCGAUGACCAUGUGAUCCAGUAUGUCAACCCCGCCUUUGAAAGGAUGAUGGGCUACCACAAAGGUGAGCUCCUGGGGAAAGAACUUGCCGAGCUGCCCAAAAGUGACAAGAACCGGGCAGACCUUCUCGACACCAUCAACACAUGCAUCAAGAAGGGAAAGGAGUGGCAGGGGGUUUACUAUGCCAGACGGAAAUCCGGAGACAGCAUCCAACAGCAUGUGAAGAUCACGCCAGUGAUUGGCCAAGGAGGGAAAAUUAGGCAUUUUGUCUCCCUCAAGAAACUGUGUUGUACCACGGACAAUAAUAAGCAGAUUCACAAGAUUCAUCGUGAUUCAGGAGACAAUUCUCAGACAGAGUCUCAUUCAUUCAGACACAAGAACAGGAGGAAAGAGUCCAUUGAUGUGAAAUCGAUAUCAUCUCGAGGCAGCGAUGCACCAAGCCUACAGAACCGUCGCUAUCCAUCCAUGGCAAGGAUCCACUCCAUGACCAUCGAGGCUCCCAUCACAAAGGUCAUAAAUAUAAUCAAUGCAGCCCAAGAAAACAGCCCUGUCACAGUAGCAGAAGCCUUGGAUAGGGUUUUAGAAAUUUUACGGACCACAGAGCUGUACUCCCCUCAGCUGGGUACCAAAGAUGAAGAUCCUCACACCAGUGAUCUAGUCGGAGGCCUGAUGACUGAUGGCUUAAGAAGGUUGUCAGGAAAUGAGUAUGUGUUUACUAAGAACGUGCACCAGAGUCACAGUCACCUUGCGAUGCCAAUAACCAUCAACGAUGUUCCCCCUUGUAUUGCUCAAUUACUUGAUAAUGAGGAAAGUUGGGACUUCAACAUCUUUGAAUUGGAAGCUGUUACACAUAAAAGGCCAUUGGUUUACCUGGGCUUGAAGGUCUUUUCCCGGUUUGGAGUAUGUGAAUUUUUGAACUGUUCUGAAACCACUCUUCGGGCUUGGCUGCAAGUGAUUGAAGCCAACUACCACUCCUCCAAUGCCUACCAUAACUCCACUCAUGCCGCCGAUGUCCUGCAUGCCACUGCUUUCUUCCUUGGAAAGGAAAGAGUAAAGGGAAGCCUAGAUCAGCUGGAUGAGGUGGCAGCACUGAUUGCUGCCACAGUCCAUGAUGUGGAUCACCCAGGAAGGACCAAUUCCUUCCUCUGCAAUGCAGGCAGUGAACUCGCUGUGCUCUACAAUGACACUGCUGUCUUGGAGAGUCACCACACAGCCCUGGCCUUCCAGCUGACAGUCAAGGACAGCAAGUGCAACAUUUUCAAGAAUAUUGACAGGAACCACUAUCGAACACUGCGCCAGGCUAUUAUUGACAUGGUCUUAGCAACGGAGAUGACAAAACACUUUGAACAUGUGAACAAAUUUGUGAAUAGUAUCAACAAACCAAUAGCCGCUGAGAUUGAGGGCAGUGACUGUGAAUGCAACCCUGUUGGGAAGAACUUUCCUGAAAACCAAAUGCUGAUCAAGCGGAUGAUGAUUAAGUGUGCUGAUGUGGCCAACCCAUGCCGCCCCUUGGACCUGUGCAUUGAAUGGGCCGGGCGGAUCUCAGAGGAGUAUUUUGCACAGACUGAUGAAGAGAAGAGACAGGGGCUACCUGUGGUGAUGCCAGUGUUUGACCGGAACACCUGUAGCAUCCCUAAGUCCCAGAUUUCCUUCAUUGAUUACUUCAUAACAGACAUGUUUGAUGCUUGGGAUGCCUUUGCACAUCUGCCAGCCCUGAUGCAACAUUUGGCUGAUAACUACAAACACUGGAAGACAUUGGAUGACCUAAAGUGCAAAAGUCUGAGGCUUCCAUCUGACAACUAA